Molecule: messenger RNA, 3333 nt
Organism: Branchiostoma floridae (Florida lancelet)
Lineage: Eukaryota; Metazoa; Chordata; Leptocardii; Amphioxiformes; Branchiostomatidae
Product: notch-regulated ankyrin repeat-containing protein-like
Exons: 1
Coding region: 704-1042 (112 amino acids)
Cellular component (GO): cytoplasm
Molecular function (GO): phosphatase regulator activity; protein binding; enzyme inhibitor activity
Source: RefSeq, a predicted model, not a curated record
ACGUGUUGCUAAGUAUAGCCGCGAGGGAAAUACGCGUAGUUGAGUCGACACGGUUGGCGGGACGAAAGUCCUGGCUUCCCACAGGAGGGAGAUCUCCGCGCACGGGACGACUUUUCUAAAACUCGAGCUGUUUUCCCUCCAAAUCUUGCCACAAUUUUGGCGACUCACGUGCAGGACGGGGUAAGAUAGCCUGUGGUCGGUGCAGGGUUUCCCGUUUUCCCACAGGGGCGGGGAUUGACACGCUGCCGGCCCACACAGCUGCCAAUCAAACGGGGUCAGGAGAAGUCGUUGUGAGAAAGUUCCCACGGUUCGGCUCAUGAAUAUCGAAUUUUGCAGCAGUCCUUGUUAUCGGAGCGGGUCGGGUUUCCCCUCGUCCAAUGAGAGGCUGGAACCUUGUCGUCGCGCCCGAUAACCCCGUGCCUUGAUUGGAGGAGGCGUAUUUGGCGGGGAUAAGGUUUUCCCAUGGUUUUGUUAUGAUAAUGUUUGAACUUUUCCUGUGCUGCGGUUGAGGCGGAGUGCUGCAGUAGCCAGUGACGGACAGAACCCACCCAGACCAGGCAGCACAGGAGCCGCUCUAUCGCCUGCGGACGGACAUUUUCUGCAGCGCAGCGCUGACACAACCAGCGCGGAACUAUCCUCGUUGUACACCCGCAGGAAGGAACAGGGUUCUUCGCGGCUUCCAAGGGAACCUUCGGCGGGCGAGAUGAGUCAAACCGAAGUGGCCAUGAGGACCGAGACGGCCCACCAUCAGCAAGUUUUUCAGGAGGCCGUGAAGAAUGGGGACACCGGCUCCCUGCGCCGCCUGCUCGCGGAGAAGGCGGUCAACGUGAACGUGUUCGACCCCGAGGGGCAGACAGCGCUGCACCAGUCCGUUCUGGACGGCAACCUGGAGCUAGUCAAGCUGCUUGUAAAGUUUGGAGCGGACGUUAGACUCGCGAACCGGGACGGUUGGAGUGCGCUGCACAUAGCGGCGUACGGUGGCCAUAAAGACAUUGUUCUGUACCUGAUAAUGAGCGCUAGGGAAAGCAGUGGCAAGCGGUAGCAGGGACGGGGUUCGAACCCCGGAUCUUUUACCCGUGGACGUUAUGCUGCUGCAAUUUAGAUAGGAGUUCUAAGACUACAGAAAAUGAAACGUAUACUUUAUGUGCAGUGGAAAUACGGAGAAAAGACAAGGAGACGAAGGCAUGUGACGGUGGAAGUCGAAGAGUUCGCAGUAGGCACAAGAAAAUACAACAGGAAACUUUCGACUUCAGUUCUGCUCCCCACCACACCGGUUCACGAUGACUAACAAGCGUUCAUCGGCAGUCAAAAGUCGCAAUAAUGUCGGGAAUCGAACCUAGGACCUUCGUGCUACAUUUUUCUUCAGACCUCUGGACUCGGGUGGGUAGGAGGAGUGUUUGUUAUUUGGACGCAAUGCUGCAUUUUGAUUUGUUAGUAGUCGGACAGACGUGUUUUUCAGUUGGACCGAAUGAGUUGCUAGUCGAUGGCUACAGAAGUGUGAUUGCGACCGUCUUUCUACCUCCAAGCUGCAAUGUCCAUGUUUUAAUGAGAAAGUGGAACCAUGACUCGCGCCAACAGGGGCUGUGCCGCUCCAAUCUGUCGCCUUUUUUUGUAACCCUCAAACAAACCCUCGCCCCCCUCCCCAUACCUUUUGUAGGAGUCGAAAUUUGGAUUUUUUUAGUGAGAAGUAAAGAGCUCAUGAAAAAGGCGUAACGCCGGGGCAUACCGGAAGACGAUAUGGUAGAGUUGUCGGCAGUGCUGAACGCUACAUGGUACGAGAGUUUGUCUUUGCCCGUGUUGUGUAUCGGUGCCAGUAAACACUGUGGAAUGCAACACUCCGGUUUCUCACGCCAGCGCCGCUGGCUCUCAUCUCAGGAGGCCGGCGGGAAUCUCAAGAAAACAGAACAUCUCGCCAAACACGCUCUCCCCGGGACAACACAAGGACACUCCCCACAAGAACCACACGAACUACAGCAACACAGGAACUCCGGUAAGACUUGUUUCAAACGUUCAGAUAUCGCUGUGAAGUCGUCGGGAUUUUUUCUCUCGGCUUGUGCGGAAGAUGGCCACUGUUGGGAACAAAGCCACUCUCACAACGGUUUGCCCCCUAUUCAGGCAAGGGGCUUUCUGCACAGAUGGAAUAAGAAUGCCGUUGAUUUGAAUAUAGAACGCCUUUCAAAACCCAACAUCCCGUCGUUUCCGUGCACACAUGCUGGAAACGUGGAGGACUACAACAGUGGAAAGUGGAUUCCAGUCUGAAAAUAUCGCAGUCGGGGCAACAGGGGGAAGAUAUCACCUUAGUAGGAAUUCGUAGGAUUUUUGUCAGGUAUUUUAGUGCAACAACCAAUGCAUAAGAACAGAACACUUGUUGGAUACACGAAGUGGCCAGGAUGCGAAGUUUCACACAAAAAUGGACGACCCACAACCCCCGUUGGCGCGCGUUUAAACCCAGAACUGUAAGUGAUUUAGCAGAUAUACCUACAACUUUGUCUAUAUGUUCUCAUACCUUUAUACGUGCCACGCACGGCCAUUUUCCCCGGCCAAAGUCACCAAUUUUGUGUCAACAUUCCUUACGUUUGACAAAAAAAUGGUCUGAAAACAGCGGUUCGUGUAGAUGGAUAGAUAUGUUGACGCUAAAUUGUGGCCUUGUUUCCGUGGGAAAUGUUGAGCAUGUGAAAAUUAUUGUGGUCGGUUUACUCAGAGGAAGACUGGUGUUGAUUAUGAAGUUACUGCCAUGCCAUACGUGUGUGUUACCCCAGCCUGUUCCACAGGGGCUAUAUUGUUUCCCAUCUUGAUAUGUAAAUAGACUUGCCUUUCUAGAUGUUCUGUACUAUUAAUAUGAUCACCUUGGCUUUUGUUCAAGUACCGGACUGGUUUCCCUUUACCUUUUGUAGCCGCAUUCCGAAGGUUUGGUUUCAAAAUCUGACCAUAACUCAUAAUGACGUUUUGAAAGAAAAAUCGUGUACGGACUAGCACGGAACAAAGGGGACGAACUCCUGAAGUAUAUUUGUGUAGGGUAGUUUUUAAAGCCAGGUAAGGCGAAACCACUCCAGUUUUUGACAAAGCUGACACUCGGGAAACAACCCCCUCCCUGGAGGAUAUAGGCGGGCCACACAUGGCUGUUAUAACAUUACACAGAGAUGACUGAAAAAAUGUCAAUAAUUAUGGGGAAUAGGGUAUUUAAGAAAUAUUAUAACGCCUAUAUAAAUACAUAUCACCUAUAAUUUUGAACAAAGUAAUUUUAUAUGAAUAGAGAGAUCCACAGAUGAUGACGUCGAACCGACGAACGAGUAUGGCCAAAAGAAAUUAAAACCCGUUCCUCGUUAAGCUGAA